UUGUCACCAGCUGUUGUCUGGAAGACGAAGGGAGGAAAAGUGGAUGCGUCGACACGAGGACACGCACGCACGCACACACGCACACACACUCAGCAGCACGCACCGGAGCCGAUAGACGGUUACCGGAUGACUGAUGGAAACACCGGAGCCUCGCCAGUCUCCCGGUGUUCGUACCAGUUACAUCGAUGAGACACAAACUGGGAUAACGGACUAGAGCCAAUACAGGUCGGAGUUGAAGCCAUUUUUUCUCCCUCUGCUACAUCCAGUCGCAUCCAGCUGGGUUCAAGCUCAUUCGGCACGUCGUACCGGUCGGGUAGAGCGUCGGCGCCGCCGUCAUGAACGUGGGCACGGCGCACAGCGAGGUGAACCCCAACACCCGGGUGAUGAACAGCAGGGGGAUGUGGCUGUCCUACAUCCUGGGCAUCGGCCUGCUGCACGUCAUCCUGCUCAGCGUUCCCUUCGCCAGCGUCCCCGUGGUCUGGACCCUCACCAACCUCAUCCACAAUCUGUGCAUGUACCUCCUGCUUCACACGGUCAAGGGGACGCCCUUUGAGACCCCGGAUCAGGGCAAGGCUCGCCUCAUGACGUACUGGGAGCAGAUGGACUACGGCGUGCAGUUCACUGCUUCACGCAAGUUCCUCACCAUCACACCGAUUGUCCUGUACAUACUAACCAGCUUCUACACCAAAUACGACCGGGCCCAUUUCGUGGUGAACACGGUUUCCUUGCUCACUGUGCUCAUCCCCAAGCUGCCCCAGCUGCACGGCGUGAGGAUCUUUGGGAUUAAUAAGUACUGACGAGGCGGAAGAGGACCUUCCCCUCGGUCCCCCGUGGACUUGCUGAGUGCACGCAGAGUAUCAGGCCGCAGAUCCACAAGGAAUCUGUGGCGCUCUGGACUCUGCUGAGCGGCGCUCCAAACGAAGCCCACCGGGGACACUGCCAUGGUACCGAGCCGCAAUACACACUGCAGAGUGCACAAAGGGAAGGCGUGCUCUCCUUCCUCAGAGACACUUUGUAAGGAAAAUAAAAGGGAGUAUUAUGAUUACGUCCAUUUCUGUAGAAAUGACUGUUUCCUGAUGUGACGGGUGUCAGAGGGACAAUGUAUAUCACGUGCCAUUUUACACCGAGGCUGUAAUCAAAAGUUAUUCAGUGUGUAAGGAUACGCUGCUGUAUUUAUUCAGCUGCACUCCAACGCGACGCUUCCUCCUUCUUGAGGAGAGAAACGAUAUUUAAAUGACAUGGUGAGCGACCCACGAACUGCUGCACAGACGAGACACGGGAAACCACAAGGCUCUAUAUUUAGGCCUCUCUCUGUUCCGCUCGGGGGCCGAAGUAUAGCGACUCUUUUAUUUUUAUCUGACCGUGUUCAUAUUUAGAGUCCUCUUGUCUUGGUUUGUGUCACAGUGAGCCUGCUGACUGCAGAGCCAUCUGGCCCGUGUGCAGAAAGAACUCUACUGAUUCAACAAACGUCCUGAAAUACUACGUUGGGAGGCGAGUGUUUCUGAAGCCUUAAUCACAGAUAC
Anarrhichthys ocellatus (wolf-eel) is the source of this 1523-nucleotide messenger RNA. It is a transcript of the gene ormdl3, whose product is annotated as ORMDL sphingolipid biosynthesis regulator 3. Bases 336 to 797 code for a protein of 153 amino acids. Gene Ontology annotation, cellular component: endoplasmic reticulum membrane. NCBI's taxonomy places the organism in Eukaryota, Metazoa, Chordata, Actinopteri, Perciformes, Anarhichadidae. The record is from RefSeq and is a predicted model, not a curated record. The transcript is spliced from 4 exons.